UCCCCCCUCCUGGCAUCGGUGCGCAUCAUGGCACCUUUCAGUGCUCAAACGAAUGCAAUAAUCGACUGUGUCAUUGACGCCCUACGCGACCCGCUUAGACCCAGAUACUGCGCCCGAUUCUACGCCGACGCCAUCGUCAGUCUCGAAGACACAGACGACGACUAUAUCGACGAAGAAGAAAGGAAAGGGCACCUUAUCCACAGCUCGCUGCACAGACGCGUCCGGCGGCAUAGGCACGACCUCCUCGACUGCCUCUGGAGGUUCCUCACAGUCUUGCGCCCUGUGGACGCGAUUCAUACACUGGGGGACGGGAUGCAUGAGUGCCGAUGCUAUGAAGGCCAGCUUUCGCGCUCAUGGAAGUGGAUGCACGCGCCACAGGGCCGCGAUCUAUUUCUGCGCGAUGCGUACAUGGUCAUCAUCGAGUUCGUGGGCCAUGUCUUGCGCCUGGCGCCGGACAACUACUGGAAAUCUGAGCGACGAGCCGCGCGCGCGAUAGCUCAAGGAUCCGUCCCACGCUGGCCAGCACACGUCCGCACACUCCUGGGCCCGGAUCCCGACGUCACCAUGACCGCGCUCAGUCGGUGGACCGCGGCGUAUCAAGGCCCGGUCGCCCACUUCGAGCUCCUCGCGGAGAUCUCGCGCAUAUGUGGGCGCGCUGCAGCGAUUGUCAUGCUCCGCUGUACACACCUGCCUCGUGCACUCGCGGACGCGGUCGAGCGCAACCUUUCCAUGCUCGAAAAAGGCCUCACGGUCAACAAGCUGCGCUAUGUCAUGCCCUGUUUUCGCUGGUGGCACCUCACGUUCCGCUACCCGGAUGGGAUGUCCACAGCCUACUUUUGCGGCGACCAGGGCGUGCGCAUCGUAGGUUUGAUGGAUCGACUGACACGGCUGUGGCCCAGGGUCGAGCGCUUGCCCGGGAUCGCGAGGGAGGAGCUCAGGCCGUACGUGAUGUUCAUCCUGGAGGCCGGCACUAUACACUCGUCCCUGGACCUGCCCUACGACACGGCAGUGUAUCAUCCGGACGUCCUCUCGAGAUCACGCAGUAUCCGCAGGUUGCGAGAGGAGGACGAUAUUUAUGUCGAUAUGCACCUCUUCAUGCGCUCGCAGCGAAAGGUGGACUUUUGCGGGUUCCCCCCUUGCAUGUCGACCUUCUGUGGCGAAGGGCGACGCUUCAAAUACUGUAGUGGGUGUAAACGAUUCCCUUAUUGCUCAGUCGACUGUCAAAAGAAGCAUUGGCGCUGGGAGCGAAGUCCUCAUAAAGAUUUAUGUGCCGACUUGCGGUACCUAGCCGAGAAGCUAGGAUAUCCUUCCGUAACUAGCAAUGAAGAGCGCCACCCUGACUUCGAAGACGAAGAUGUCCCGACCCUCUGCGAGACGAAUAAGGUCGAUCUUGAAGCCGUCAAGAGGGUAGCUAAGUAUGAUCAGGAAGAAAGGCUCAUACAGCGAGAAAUCUACGGAGGUAGCGCGGACGCUACAAGUUAUGUCAAUUUACUGUCAUGAACUUCGAUGCUCCCCUUGCGAACAUGCAUCACCACUCACGCGCUCAGGGAUGGGGGAGUC
Schizophyllum commune H4-8 is the source of this 1560-nucleotide messenger RNA. RefSeq lists its product as uncharacterized. Bases 28 to 1500 code for a protein of 490 amino acids. The transcript is spliced from 3 exons. The record is from RefSeq and is a predicted model, not a curated record. Lineage: Eukaryota; Fungi; Basidiomycota; Agaricomycetes; Agaricales; Schizophyllaceae.